AUGAGACACGCAGAGAUCAUCCUCCUGUUACAGGGGUUUAUGCUGCUCCUUCAGCAUGCCACCGGAUCCGAGUUCAGAAAUGUGAGAUACAGAAGUAGUUAUGCAGAUUAUGUACAAGAAAAUGCAAGAACAGCAAUGGACACAAUUAUGGACAUCAAUGACUAUGAAGCAGUGAAUGCGGCGGAUGGAGUGAAACUCAGAGAGGGAGAUAUUGCCGUGUCGAGCAGAAGUGAGAAAAGCUGCUUUGCCCAAAGCUGUUUAUGGUCCAGAUCUGUAGAUGGACACAUUUACAUUGCAUACACACUCUCAUCUGAGUACACUGAAGUGGAUCGUCAAACGAUAAAACAAGGUAUGAGACUGAUUCAGAGAAACACGUGUGUGCGCUUUGUGCCCAGAACACACCAAAGAGACUUCUUGGACAUUCAGCCUAAAACUGGGUGUUGGUCAUAUUUGGGUUCAAGCGGAGGCAGGCAGACUCUCUCCUUGCAAAGUCCUGAGUGUGUGAGCUCUGGAGUUGUGUCUCAUCAGCUCAUGCAUGCGCUUGGAUUUGUACAUGAACAGUCGCGUCCUGACCGUGAUCAAUAUGUCACCAUCAUGUGGUCCAAAAUUGGGAAAGAUCAUUUGAGGAACUUUGCGAAGUUUAAGAUGAACAACAUGGACAUGCCUUACGACUAUGGCUCCAUCAUGCACUUUGGAAAGUAUGCCUACUCUAAGGAUGGUGAUGCUACUAUUGUGCCAAAACGAAGCUGGAAUAUUAAACUGGGACAAAGAUUUGGUCCAAGUGAACUUGAUCUCAUAAAAAUCAACAAAAUUUACAAAUGUUCCUAAAAAAUCUUUUGAA
Clarias gariepinus (North African catfish) is the source of this 841-nucleotide messenger RNA. RefSeq names its product hatching enzyme 1.2 (gene hce2l2). Gene Ontology annotation, molecular function: zinc ion binding; metalloendopeptidase activity. The transcript is spliced from 8 exons. The record is from RefSeq and is a predicted model, not a curated record. The coding region runs from base 1 to 828 and encodes 275 amino acids. Gene Ontology annotation, biological process: proteolysis. NCBI's taxonomy places the organism in Eukaryota, Metazoa, Chordata, Actinopteri, Siluriformes, Clariidae.